Guillardia theta CCMP2712 is the source of this 6675-nucleotide messenger RNA. RefSeq lists its product as hypothetical. Lineage: Eukaryota; Cryptophyceae; Pyrenomonadales; Geminigeraceae. The transcript has 9 exons. The coding region runs from base 1 to 6675 and encodes 2224 amino acids. The record is from RefSeq and is a predicted model, not a curated record. Gene Ontology annotation, molecular function: protein binding.
AUGGAGGCUCAAGAAUUAGCCUCCGAGCCCCCUCAGGACCUCCCUUCAACUUUGUCGAGGACCACAGCUCGCCGCAGAAACGCUGGCGGUGUGGAGGAGAGCAGGGCCAGAGGGAGCGGGAAGCAGGCUGCAGUGUACGAUGACGAGGAUGGAGAAGAGAUGGACCCCGUUGUGUACAGCUCCUCGAGCCACACGGUCAUGGCAACAACACAGCAAGGCACUGUAGCCUCUCCAUCGCAAAAACCGUCUGAGGCGCAUUCAAAAUUCACGGCGAGUCAAGCACAGGAUGAGCAAGAAGAAGCUCCUGACAACAUCGUCGCGCCCAAGAGAAAUGCGAGGAAGAGCGACAAACCCAGGAGGAUCACGAAGUUGGAUGGGAUGGAUACGUUUGGAAGGGGACCCAAUGUGACUGAUGGAUUGCUCGACCCGGAUGCGAACCUCACGAAGAGCAGAAGGGCAGGGUCUGAGAGAGAUGGGAUGAGUGCAAUCAAUCUCGACCUCGAUGAAGGAAGUCUGUUGAGGGCAGAAGCUAAACUAGCUCCUCUCAAGGCGAAGGCUGCCUCCCAAUCGAACUCGAAAGUUCCGGCAAGGUUUGACAAGGACUUGCAGGAUGACGGGGAUGCUACCGUUGCGGAAGGAGAAGGCAGAAGGAGAGGGGAAGGGAUCAGGGGCAGCCAACCAGACCAUGAUGAUGAAGAGCAAGACAGAGAUGGUGGGAAGGAGGAAGAGGUGAUAGAGGAGGAGGACCCAGAAAUUGCGCAAGAGAGGGCAGACAGACUACAGCUGGAGAGAGAGCUGAUGCUUCUGAGGGCUGAAUUGACCAACUUCGAUGAGAACUCACAUAGCAAUGUCUCCCAGCAGCGAGUGGUGAACAAUGACAGUGAGAAACGUCGCAGGGUAAAGAGAAGUCAGGUUGCUCCUGUUGUUCGGCAGGACAUCUCGUCAUCAGAGGAAAGUGACGAGCAGGAGCAGGAGAAAGCUAAGUUGAGACCUGCGAGGAUGGUGAAAAAGAUCGCACCCCAGAGAUCGAGCAAGGAUCGAACUUUUGAGUCGGAUUCUGAGAGUGAGAUGAGACCUCUCAGUCCAAAGGAGGAGGAGGUUGAGGUCGAAGACGCGAUGAGCCGUCUGGCUGUUGAAGAAGAGAACGCAAGGUUGCCAACUCCGAAGAACUUGAAGUCUGUCAAGAAAUCUGACCUGUUAGUGGACAAGAGGGAUCUGGUCAGUCAGGCAAGAAAGCAGAAGUUUGAGAGGAUGCAGAAUUUCGCCAAUGAGAAGGUUCAUUCUCACCAGGACCAAGAAGCCAUCCUGUACAAUGAUAAGGUUGCUCAAUGGUCAAAACGGGAGGAGCAGUCAGAGGAGGAGGAGAGUGAAGACGAACGUCAGAAGCGUGAGGAGGAGGAGGAGGAGGAGAGAGAAGAGCUGGAGCGAAGCGUGGAUAUCAAGGGUGCUCAGGUUUGCGCUGCAUGUGGUGAACCAAACCGACCUGACGACAAAUAUUGUUCUUGUGGGGAAAUCCUUCCUUACGGUCAUGAGGAGGAGGAGACGCAGGAGGAGGGGGGGGAGAACGAGGAGAGGGAAGAGAAGGAAACGCAAGGGAGGAGAACAAUUUCUCAAGGCCCACCGCUGAAACUGGAACAAAGUUCCAAGACGGAGGAGGAGCCUUCAGGUAUCUUGCAAGUUGAGGACGGGGGAAGGAAGGUCGAAGAUCUCGAUCGAACAAGGACAGUGAAACCUCUCCCUGAAGAGGACGAGGACGAGGACGAGGAUGGGAAGGUGGUGAUGGGAAUGAGGGAGAAGAAGGAGGAGAUGAAGAACAGUAAUCAGGGGCGAGCCGACCCUGCAUCGGCCAUCGAGGAAGCUGAUGCGUUGCUGGUCGCUUUUGCUCCUCCCAAGAGGAGCGAGGAGGUCACGUUUUUUUCUGUCCCUAAGAGGGAAGCGGAGGAUGGGAUGGACCCGUUCCUGCUCUCCCUGGGAAUGCCGAAGCGAGCUCCUAAAGCCAAGUGGGGCGAAGGCAGGGAGGAGCGAGAGGGAGGGAAGGAGAGGAGCUCGAGCACAGAGGGUUCUCUCUUCAAGGGGGUCAACGAGUCGCUGCUUACCAAGAAGGAGGAGACGAAAAUGAGGUCCAGUGUCUCGGGGGGACAAGGCAGGAGAGGAAGGAGCAGCUAUGGGUCCAGGGGGGAAGAGAGCUUCUCCUCCAGGCACGAGGAGACGUUUGACUCUCAUGCUACUUCCUCUCCUCGUCAGUCGACAGGGAGGCUCAGUUCUUCCAUGACGGCUGCUGUGAUGGACCCGGCCGUCAUUCGAGCGCUGAGGGAGGCGAAGGCUCUGCUGGACGAGAAUGUUCUGACAGAGGAAGAGUUUCGCAUGCAGAAAGAGAUCAUCCUUGCACGAGGAUAUGCGCAGCAGCAGCAGCAGCAGCAGGCAGAGGGCAGGCCGUACACCAGCAGGAGCUGGAUUUCAGAUGUGAGCGUGCAGGCUAUGGAGCCGAAGCGCCGGGUGGUGAAGGGAUACGAGGAGGAGAGCAACGUGUUUGUGAUUCGACCGGAGCUGGAGGAGUCAGAUGGAGAGGUGACAGCGCGGAAGCGAAGUGAAGAGAAGCACGUUAAGAAGGGGAGGGAGGGAGGGGAGGAGGAGGAGGAGGAGGCAGAGGGAGAAGCGUCUAUGGUCGAGGGUGCGCCGCACUCAGCUUCCCAGACUGCUAGUCCUAUCGAUCGACUCGCGUCGCCUCUCUUCCUUCGGGAUUACAAUGCUGAGGUCGAGCGGCUGAGAAAGGAGGCCGAGCAGGAGCUUGCUCAGGCGGAGGAGGAGGGAGACGAUGACGAGGAUGAGGAUGGGAGGAGGUGGAGGAGAAGGGAGCAUGCAAACCAAGGCAGGAAGAAACCUGGACCGGAGCAAGUGAAGGCAGAGAAGCAAGAAGCCGAGGACAACUUGGACGAGGUGACGGAUGAUCUCAUAGAACAAGCUUGGAAGCAUCGUGAGCAACACAUUACGAACUCUGUCGCUGAGAAAGAGAUCAGUCUGCGCAAAGACUUUCCAAUCUCAAAAUCUCUGCUGAAGCCCAAGACUACCAAGGAGGAGCCUGUUGAUCAACCUCAUCGAGAAGGACAGAGAGCCAAGGCCCCGCCCUUUUCACAAAGGCAGAGGACGGCGGAAACUCAAAGAAAAUCCGUCAAGUUCGUCGACCCUGACUUGCAGUCGGAGCAGGAAGAAGGAUGGGGUAGCGACGUCUCCUCUGAUGCUGACCUCCCCCUAAGGAAGGAGGAGGAGCAGGGAAGGCCUCAAACUCACCAGCCGUCCCAAAGGCUCGACGAGCAGAUAAGAGAAGAGCCGCCACAGGAGCAGGAGGAGAUGAUGAUGUCAGCGUCUGCCCAGUUUCAGAGCUCCGAAGAGUUCACCAACAAGUUCGACUCGGAGGCUGAGAGGCUGGAGAGAGAGGCCCUGAUGCUCCAGCUGGCGGCGGAGGAGGCAGAGAAGGAGAAGAGGAGGAGGGAGGAGGCGGAGCAAGAAGCUGCGCAUGCACGGGAGGAGGUGGAGCGUCUUCGCAAGCAGCUGGAGGCGCUUGAUGACAGAGUGAAAGCAACGGAGAAGAUGGAGAAGCGACAGAAAGGUCUGAUAGCAAAGAGCGUGCUGGAUGACAUCAUCGAGAGCGCUCUUCAGCUCUCAUCAAGAACAGCAGCAGAUCGGCAGGAAGAAAGUGCUGAGGAGGAGAAGGAAGGGCGAGGGAUGGAGGCGGAGGAUCAGAAGGCGUGGGAGGAGGAGAGAGGAGUACGAGGCCGAGAUGAAAAUGUUGAUGAGGUUGAUGGCGAGGCUGAGUUAAGACUGUGGGAAACGCAACAUUCAAUGAGGAGGAAUGUGCGCUUCAAUGUUGAGGAGAAGGAGAAGAAAAUCUCGAGAGGUUCUCAAGGACACACCCCAAGAACGGAAGAGCGGAUAGCUCUCAUCGAGCAAAUUGACCUCCAGAAAGCUCGCAACGCGUCACAAGGCAGGAAUGAGGAUAGGGAGAGUAUCAGCACAGCACGGGAAAGAAAGGUUGUAUCUGUGGUAGACCCUUGCAACAUCUCCUCUUCAGAUGACGACGACGAGGAGCAGGGGGAGGGGCAAGAAGAGGAGGAGGAGGAGGAGGAGGAGGAGGAUCUUUCAGAGCUUGAUCCUGAAUUACUUCUCCGCCUACAGAUUCUCUCUGCUGUUCUGAUCCAGAGGACUUACAGGAGGUGGAGAGCGAGGAAUCGUAAGGCAAACACUCGACAGAUUCAAGAUGAGCGUCACGAUGCGAAAGCUUCAAGUCCGCAAGUUGCAGAUGUCAACCAGGUGGUAGAGCACGGGAGCGAGGUCCAAGAGGACUUUGCUCCUGUUUCGCCCCUUGAUGAACCCGCCGAUGCUGGCGAGGAGGGAGGAGAUUUCGUUGCGGGAGAGGAGGAUGGUAGAGAAGAGGAGGCGGGUAUACCUCCACAGAACGACACAGAGGGCCAAGAGGAGGAGGCGAGCACGAGCAAGGACGCAGGAGAUCCUGCGGGGACGAGGGAGCCGGCCAGGGAGAAGGAGCAUGCCACUUCGGUGAAGCAGAAGGAGGAGGAGAAGAGGAAGAAGAAGAUCUUGAGGGAGGUGAAGCAGCUGUUCCAGCAAGCAGGCUUCAACGACGUUGCCGAAGUUUUCGUGUUCUUCGAGAGGGGAACGUCCAGGGGCGACAGUCUGAGCGUGCAGGAGGUCGAGAGAGGUCUUAAGAACCUCAGGAUGGAAGGAAAGAUUCGCAGCAGCGAGUUGCUGCAUGCCAUGAACAUCAAAGAGUCGCGGGAGACGAUGGUAACUUUCAAUGAGUUCUUCCGCCACCUGAGCUGGGACAAGCAAGAGGUGGGGGAGGAGACGCAGCCUCGUGCUGAGACUCGACCCUCCCUGGUGCAGAGGAACACAGCUGAGCUCGAGGAAGCGAGGAAGAACUGGAGGAGGACGGCAGAUCGGAUCCGGAAGUGCCUGGCGCUUUCAUCGUCACUUGAGGAAGAUAGAAGUCAGCAGGAGGCUCGCAAGCAGCUGUUGGAGUUCAGGACGAAGAUAGGAAAGAAUGGAGUGCCGUUCAGUGCGAGAGGUAGCAGAACGUUCAGGGGGAGUGGGAUGAGAAGAAACAAGAGGGUGGGGGAGGAGAAGGCUCGGGGAUUUCUGACGGAUCGGAACGUAAAGAAGAAGAAGGAGAUUCCAAGGCCAGAGCGGGUGAAUCGAGUGGAGAGAUUGAACAAGAAGGAGGAGGAGGAGAAGAAAGACGAGAAGCAGGAGGAGGUGAAAGAGGAGGAGGUGAAAGAGGAGGAGGUGAAAGAGGAGGAGGUGAAAGAGGAGGAGGUGAAAGAGGAGGAGGUGAAAGAGGAGGAGGAGGAGGUGAAUGGCAAGGGAGAAUCUGGCUUGUUAGAAACUUGUGCAAAAGAUCAGACAAGCAGUUCAGAAAUUGCAGCAAGCAAGAUUCAAGGGACAUGGAAAAAUUAUCGCAAGGCUCGAAGAGGCGGCAGUGAGACGGAGGAAGAAAAGGAUGGGCAAAGCAAAGACAAGUCACCAGUGGAGAUGAAAGUUGAAGAUACCAAGGGGAGAGGCGACGGAGAUUGGGACGAUGGACUGAGAACAGAAGGAAGGGUAGAAGAUGAUCAUUGUACUAUAGAAAGACACAAAUGCAGUGAAGAUGACGCUGCAAAGAGGAUUCAGAUGUCUUGGUCCAAGUAUUGGAAGGCCAAAGAUGAGAAUUCUGCCAGGCUCUUCAGACUGUUUGAUGUCUUCGGCUCAAAAUCUGUGAAGAAAUCCUUCAUGGUCAGUGAGGCAAGGAGGCGACGAGACAAAUCUGUUUGUUCCCUUGUCACGAUACCUCAGCGAUCCAAGAAAUUUCAAUUUCUCUUGAGAUCGUCUCUGGAGAGCUUUCGGAAAUUGCGGCACAUCAAUGUGGCAGACUUGGUCGAAGUUUGUUGUGACAUUGCAAACCUCUAUGUCAUCAGUGCAGUGCCAUACCAUCAAGACGUGUUGUCAUACAUCAUGGCAGAUGCUGAUCACAGCGAAGGGAAGAUCGUCAGAUACGUCAGUCAGUUGAUGGACGCUAUGAAAUAUGUUCAUGACCUCGGCUUCAUCCUGCAUGGAGUAGAGACUGUCAGAAAGAUGUCAGAAGACAUGGCAGCUUGUAUUAUACAGAACGUUGCGCUGGAGCAGCAAAUCCUGCUGAUGGAGCGGAGGGAGAAUUCAGCAGUUAUGAUACAAUCUCUUGCGAGGAGAUUUCUCUCUCGUUGUUUGUACUCGAGGUUAUCCAAGACCAAGUUCGAGGUGCUCGCAGCAAGUCUGCUUGCUCGCGAGUCAAGAGGAAUGCAGGACAAGGCUCGGCAACCGUCGUGUCAAACUCGUUCAGGCAAGGAGGAAGGGAAGGAGGGGAGUCUCUCCCGAGAUAACCUUUCUCUCGACCUCUCCAAGAUUGUUGGUGUGAGCAAGGCCUCAGCGGAGGGGAAGAGCCUGUGGAAGGGGAAAGGCAGGGUGCCGCGAGAGCACGAGGAGGAGGAAGACGAAGAGGAGGUGGUGGUGGUGGAGGAGGAGGGAGGGAGACAGAAGGAGGAAGAAAAAGGGAGGGAGGAGGUCAGGCCGAACGACAAGCUCAACACGAUCCACACGUUCGAUCAAGUUGUAGAAAGACAGCUCGUUGCUCCUCCCCUUCUCUCUUGA